Molecule: messenger RNA, 2019 nt
Organism: Tripterygium wilfordii
Lineage: Eukaryota; Viridiplantae; Streptophyta; Magnoliopsida; Celastrales; Celastraceae
Exons: 2
Coding region: 453-1631 (392 amino acids)
Biological process (GO): protein N-linked glycosylation; N-acetylglucosamine metabolic process
Cellular component (GO): membrane
Molecular function (GO): beta-1,4-mannosylglycoprotein 4-beta-N-acetylglucosaminyltransferase activity
Source: RefSeq, a predicted model, not a curated record
AAGGGAAAAAGGUCUUCAAGGGUAUUUUUCUAGUCUUGCCUUGCCUUCUAGUCUUUACAACUGCCACCCAUUUCUUUGUUCAGCCGAGCUUUUUCUCUCUACCACUCUGAUUAGGUCCUUUUUUUCUUUAUGGGUUUUCGUUUUUUGGGUUUAAAUUAUUUAUAUUCAUGGUGUUUUCGACAAUUUUGGAGCGACACAUCGACCUUUUAAGGACUGUCGUUGAAGAGAGGUUCGGCGACUGCGCGAGUAACGGCUAGAAUUGAUGGGUCUGGCUGGGAGUAGGAGGAAGAGCGGAGAUCUACGUGUCCGGUGGAGGGUUUGAUUUUACGAAUUUGACAUUUGUUCGGAGUUCUGGUUCCGGACGGUUUGCUAUUUUUGGGGCUGAUCUGUUUGGUUUGCGUUGAAGAGUGUUCUUUUUUUUUUUUUGGAAUUUGAAGAAGAGAAGAAUAACAAUGUGGUGGAUGAUGAGUGAGAACGGGGGACAUUAUUGCUCGAAGAAGACCGAUGAUAUAUGCGGCGAUGUUUGUGGCCAGGAAUCAAGCAGAGGUUUGAGCAUGUCUAGAAUCCAAUGCAUCCUUCGUGGUAUGGAUUUAAAAACCUAUCUACUUCUAUUCGUUCUUAUCCCAACAUGCGUAUUUGGUAUUUAUUUACAUGGGCAAAAGAUCUCGUACUUCCUGCGUCCACUAUGGGAAAUGCCGCCCAAGCCAUUCCAUGAUAUCCCACACUACUAUCAUGAGAAUGUGUCAAUGGAGAACCUCUGUAGACUCCAUGGUUGGGGGAUCCGUGAGUACCCAAGGCAUGUUUAUGAUGCAGUGCUGUUCAGUAACGAGUUGGACAUUCUCACAUUAAGAUGGAAAGAACUGUAUCCAUACAUAACCCAGUUUGUUCUUCUUGAGUCUAAUUCAACAUUUACUGGGUUACCAAAGCCUCUUGUUUUUGCCGGCCACCGAGAAGAGUUCAAAUUUGUUGAGUCUAGGUUGACUUACGGAACUGUUGGUGGGAGAUUUAAGAAAGGAGAAAACCCUUUUGUUGAGGAGGCAUACCAGCGAGUGGCACUGGACCAGCUUCUCAAAAUAGCAGGAAUUUCUGAUGAUGACUUGCUGAUAAUGUCUGACGUGGAUGAGAUACCAAGCAGACAUACUAUCAAUCUUCUAAGAUGGUGUGAUGACAUACCGCAGGUCCUUCAUCUUCAGCUGAAGAAUUAUCUCUAUUCUUUUGAGUUUCUUGUUGAUAACAAUAGUUGGAGAGCUUCAGUACACAGAUACCAGACUGGUAAAACUAGGUAUGCGCAUUAUCGCCAGACAGAUGAUAUCUUGGCAGAUGCAGGGUGGCACUGUAGUUUUUGCUUUCGGCGCAUCAGUGAAUUCAUCUUUAAGAUGAAGGCUUACAGUCAUUUUGAUAGGGUGAGGUUCUCUCGUUACCUGAACCCUAAGAGAGUUCAAAGAGUCAUCUGCAAGGGGGCCGAUUUAUUUGACAUGCUUCCAGAGGAGUACACAUUUAAGGAAAUCAUUGGAAAGAUGGGACCGAUUCCUCAUUCAUUCUCAGCAGUUCACCUCCCAUCAUACCUUUUGGAGAAUGCAGAACAGCUUAAAUUUCUCUUGCCUGGAAACUGCAUAAGAGAAAGUGGGUGACUCUCAUUAUGCCUCCGCUGUAAAUUUCUAGUAAAGCUAGUUGAAGGCGAGCUUCUGUUUCUCCUUCCGAAGCAUUCAACUGAGCAAUUGAUGAGUACGGUGCGUCAUUGAUGCUGCUGCUCCUUCUGUCCAGCAAAAUCUAUAGAAUUCUUUGGAGAAUAUUUGCGGGGUUCGAGAAAUUCUUGGGUUUUGCUGGGUGAGUUUUUGUAUAUAACCCUUCUUCUAGAGUAGACAUUGUUCAGGAUGGGUCAUAUUUGUUGAAUAGGCAGGGGGAUUGCUGUGUUGGGAACAUAGCAAAUUCUUUGCAUCUAUUGAACACAUUUUUUAUAUGUUUUUGUUGGAACUACAUACACUUCUAUCUCUCAGUUAAAUAUUUCUUUUAACUGUU